AGCCUUUCAUAUCAUCUUCUUCUUCUCCUAAUCUGGACUGAGCCAUCGACCACCAUGUGGAAUGAUAAUGCAUCCUUGCUCAAGACAUUAAACCACCUGCGAUCGCAGUUCACAACACGAAACUUCCGGUGUGAAGCAUUCCCAACAUACCCUCGAACUUACGACAUGGUGCAUGCUGAUGGUCUCCUCACUCUAGAAGGUUCCCAGCGCAGAUGUAAUACUUUCGAUAUUUUUGUUGAGAUUGAUCGAAUUCUUCGGCCCGAGGGAUGGGCAAUUUUCCGAGACAAAGCAACCGUAAUCGAGUCAAUGAGACCGCUUGUAGCACGACUCAAAUGGGAAGCUCGAGUUAUCGAAAUCGAGAGUAACAACGACGAGAAGCUCUUCGUCUGCCAAAAGCCUUUCUUCAAGAGGCACACAAGUCAAUGAGAGAGAUUCAAAAGUCAACAACUAUGAAGCCUUUAAGGGUUAAGCUACUUGUGAUUAAAACAUUGAUUCAUUAUACCACGACACAAAGUCAAAUAGAGAGAGAUUCAAGAAGUCAACAGGUUUUUGGAACAAGAAGAAGAGAAAAGUUCAGUAUACAAUAUAUUUUCAUCAUUAGUUUGAAGCCAAAGGCAACUUAUAGGGCCCUUGUAAUUACGCGAUUUGAGGCAUUAAUUUCAAGUACAGGGUGAAAAAAAUGCGUUCUGUACUCUUUUGUCUCGUUUUUUUUAAGUUAUACGGACUAGCAGAAUAAGGAAAAGAGCAUCUGCCGCAGUAUAUAUAUAUGAUACUGCGGCAGUAUAUAUUCAUUGUAGAAAGCUUUAUUUAAAAGGAAUUCAUUUAGUAA
Molecule: messenger RNA, 829 nt
Organism: Spinacia oleracea (spinach)
Lineage: Eukaryota; Viridiplantae; Streptophyta; Magnoliopsida; Caryophyllales; Amaranthaceae
Product: probable pectin methyltransferase QUA2
Exons: 3
Coding region: 55-426 (123 amino acids)
Cellular component (GO): cytoplasm
Molecular function (GO): methyltransferase activity
Source: RefSeq, a predicted model, not a curated record